UGGUUUGUAUCGCGUGUGUUUAGUUAAUGUUGUGCUUUCGUGAGUGGAAGUUGUGUUGGUUUUUAUCGUACGUGAGGUUAAGUAGUUUAUUAGUACGUCAAUAAAACUUUUAACAAUAUCUGCGACACUUUUUAAUUCAUUAUGAACUUAAAAAACAUACAUUUUAUUAGUAAAGGCUAGUGAUUAGUGUUCCGACUUUUAUGUGCAUUCGAUAAAUAAAUAAUUGCUUAGUUCGCAUUCAGAAGAGAUUGAUAAGCGAAUUGUGGAAAGUACCAGAUGUUUAAGAAUGUCCAAUACGUUAAGCGGAGGCGAAAAUGUCAGGGCUGCGGAGACAACAACAGAUUUGCUCUCUGUACGUGGUGCUCAAUGUGCCACGUACACCUUUCCAGAGACAAAAUCUCCAGAAGUGCGAGGACACGGGAGAAGCGCCAGUCACGGCGGAAGUACAACCCUCGGAGGUAACGUAACCGCAGGUGCUGCGGGUCGACCUUCGGCUCUUAAAAUGGCACGAGGACAUCAAAGAGCGUUUUCGCAAGGUCAAAUAACAGAUUCCUCCGCAGGGUUACGACCUGGACAUAGUAGAGUAGGAUCGAAAACUGAUUUCAUACUGCCUCCGGGACACAAAGAGGGCGAAAACUUGGCGAGCAGCGGUGUGAAGUCGUCUUCAAAAGGGCAUUCUAGACAGGCAUCUCGUUCGGAUUCGAUUUACACCUUAAGACGUUCGCUUCCUCCACCUUUGUGGCAGAGGCUCGUGUGUACUUUAUUGAGACGAUCUCCGCGUAGUGAACAAGAAGAACGUUAUCGUAUAGUAGUGCCUAACCAUACGGUUCCUCCUAAGACGCCUAGAAAGGAACAUCCAAAUGGCAAUAGACCCAAUAACAAAGUUCGGACUACUAAAUAUACGUUACUAUCCUUUUUACCUAGGAAUUUACUAGAACAAUUUCAUAGGGUCGCUAAUUUGUAUUUUAUAUUUAUCGUAUUGCUCAAUUGGUUUCCCGCGAUUAACGCUUUUGGCAAAGAAAUUGCCAUGAUUCCAGUACUGUUCGUACUCGGCGUGACCGCCGUUAAGGACCUUUUCGAAGAUCGCAGACGACACGCCAGCGAUAAGCGAGUGAACAAUUCCACAUGCCGAAUAUAUCAAAGGUAAG
Molecule: messenger RNA, 1148 nt
Organism: Photinus pyralis (common eastern firefly)
Lineage: Eukaryota; Metazoa; Arthropoda; Insecta; Coleoptera; Lampyridae
Product: phospholipid-transporting ATPase DNF1-like
Exons: 1
Coding region: 287-1147 (286 amino acids)
Biological process (GO): phospholipid translocation
Cellular component (GO): plasma membrane
Molecular function (GO): ATPase-coupled intramembrane lipid carrier activity
Source: RefSeq, a predicted model, not a curated record